AUGGACCCCCAACUGUCUGCCCUCCCACUGCAGCUGCAUGGCAACAGUUUUGCUAUGAGCUCUGGACAAGUGCCAAAACUAAGCGAGGGAUACAAUGAAGGAGGAGCAGGCCAAGAAGCUGAACGUAAUCAGCAAAACAUGACCUCCUCUGCUCAUGUCAGUUCCAGGUUGAACCCAGGUGAACAGUUUCAGUGCCCACUGGAGCCUCUGGUUCACUGCCAUGCCAAGGGCAAGCUGGACAUCAAGAGCAGAAGCUGCAGUCUACUCACCAUCUGCCGCUCAGGAGUUAUUUUUCCCUGGAUGAAUCCACGGACAGCUGACUCUGAACAAUCUGUCAGUGGCGUGGCGGCGGGUCUGACAGGCAGAGGAAGCCUCGGUGUCAGGAGGGAGAGAACGGCCUUCACCAACAGUCAGCUGCUAGAGCUGGAGAAAGAGUUCCACUUCAGCCCUUACCUGUGUCGUCCUCGGAGGCUUGAGAUGGCCGCCGGGCUGCAGCUCUCCGAUCGGCAGGUCAAGAUCUGGUUUCAGAACCGCAGGAUGAGGUACAAGAAGGAGCACAAGUAUGGAGAGGUGGCAGGUCCGUCCCAGGGGUCUCCCUGCGACCCUUCCCUCAGCUUGAGCUCAUGUGAGGACUACUUGGGGUUUCCAGGUGCAUGUGUUGGUAAAACUUCCUCCUCCUCAGAGCUGCACUUCAUGGAUUACGCUACAAUGUCCUCCUCUCUCUUUGGCUGUCACAGUGAGGCCAGCAGUGGUCAGUGUAUUCACCCCGCAGACCAGCCCCAUCUAAACUGCAUACUUCCAUCUGUUGCAAAUGGUCCACCGCCCUCCUGUACAGGCGCUGAUAGUCAUCACCAUGCUGGCAUUUCAAACUGGCCCUAGGGCCCCAUAAUGGCCAUCCCUCCUGUGCUCAUCAAAAUCUCAAUGAUACAUCCACUUUCACUUACUUAUGAAAGACUAGGGGACGUCUUAUUAGCAUCCCUGGGUUGAAAUCCCCUGAACAUUCACCAUUCAUGAAACAUUUUAAUUAAACUAUAUGAACAUAUCUUAAUUAAAGUAGAGCUACAGUGAUAUCAUUUGUGUUUCUCAGGCGCGGUGACUGAAGACUGCAGGUCAAACUUGCUGCUCGUAUUGUACGUACACUGCAUGCACAAGACAUUCGAGCAAUUUAAAAUGACAUGUUUGGCUGUAAUUUUGUGGCUGUUAAAUUUAUAUUGUCGUUGCAUGUUUAUUGCAUGUUGGAAUCAUAUUAUGAGUGGUUAUAUUUCCCUCUGUUGUCAGAUAAAAGCUAAGUGGGUGUCACAUUUGGCCCAUUUUUAAUUAUAUACUGUAAAUAGCAGAUCAUUUGUGUAAAAUGUGAAACUGUGAAAUGGGCAGAAUAAUGUUCAUAUCGAAUGAUGUUAUAUUUUUGUUAAAGCCAUUAAAAGCAAGUCUUUUAUACAGUUCUUGAUUAAUUGAGAUGUCAUAUACUGUACAU
This is a messenger RNA of Cottoperca gobio, 1474 nucleotides long. RefSeq names its product homeobox protein Hox-A3a-like. Gene Ontology annotation, molecular function: RNA polymerase II cis-regulatory region sequence-specific DNA binding; DNA-binding transcription factor activity, RNA polymerase II-specific. Gene Ontology annotation, biological process: embryonic skeletal system morphogenesis; anterior/posterior pattern specification; regulation of transcription by RNA polymerase II. Lineage: Eukaryota; Metazoa; Chordata; Actinopteri; Perciformes; Bovichtidae. Gene Ontology annotation, cellular component: nucleus. The record is from RefSeq and is a predicted model, not a curated record. The transcript has 2 exons. The coding region runs from base 1 to 879 and encodes 292 amino acids.